Rhinocladiella mackenziei CBS 650.93 is the source of this 1803-nucleotide messenger RNA. RefSeq lists its product as uncharacterized. The record is from RefSeq and is a predicted model, not a curated record. The transcript has a single exon. Bases 1 to 1803 code for a protein of 600 amino acids. NCBI's taxonomy places the organism in Eukaryota, Fungi, Ascomycota, Eurotiomycetes, Chaetothyriales, Herpotrichiellaceae. Gene Ontology annotation, biological process: cGMP catabolic process; cAMP catabolic process; negative regulation of glucose mediated signaling pathway. Gene Ontology annotation, molecular function: 3',5'-cyclic-GMP phosphodiesterase activity; 3',5'-cyclic-AMP phosphodiesterase activity.
AUGGGCGGCCCUCGCGAAGACAAUGUGACAGGACUUCUUGUUAGAGCACCUCAGACAGAAUGGCGCAAGAGUUCCAUGAUCGCGAUUGACGCAGGGGCGCACCUGGCGAGCAUUAUUCGCAUUCUCGAAAGAGAUAUGCCUCUUAUAUCAGAAAAGCUGCCUCCCAAAGACUAUUGUCAGGUGCUGGAAGGAGGACCAUUCGCCGGUGUACGCUUUCCGAACAUAUCUGCCAAAGCGAACGCCCUGUAUCUCUUUCGGGAGAUCCUCCAUGCCUUUCUCAUCACACAUCCACAUCUUGACCAUCUGUCUGCCAUGGCCAUAAACACACCAGCCUUGGAGUAUGGCCGAGAGGCAAAAGAAAUCGUGGCUCUACCCUCUACUAUUGAGGCCAUCAAAAACCAUAUCUUCAAUGACUGGCUCUGGCCCAACUUAUCCGAUGAGGGAAAUGGCGUGGGAUUUGUCACCUAUCGACGACUGGUCGAAGGAGGUAAUCCACGCUUAGGGUUGGGAGAGUCUCGAGGGUAUGUGAAUAUCUGCGAUGGUCUGGCCGCGAAAUGUUGGAGCGUCAGUCACGGCAAAUGCCAUCGAAGGACUCACAGCAUAUCCCACCAACACGGUGAUUCGUUUGGAUGGAAUCAGUCUGAUUACAGCUUUCCGUCUCGAAGACUGUCCCGUAUCUCAGACGACCACGGUUAUUUUGCCGCAGUGACCCAGCAAUUGCAAACUGUAGCCGCAUACCCCUCUGGGUCAACACCAAUGCCCGUGAACGUGCCGACCGGUCCAGUGACUCCGGGCAUAGCUGGUGGCUCCACCGCUUCAGCUCACAUGGAUGGAAGCUACAUGUUCGAGCCCGUGUCGAGCUCUGCUUUCUUCAUCCGGAACGAUGUCACCGGCAACGAGCUCCUCAUCUUUGGCGAUAUUGAACCUGAUUCAGUUAGCAUGUUCCCCCGAAACCACGUGGUCUGGGAGGAUGCGGCAGGUAAAAUUAUACAUGAAACUCUGCAAGCGAUAUUUAUCGAAUGUUCCUACGACGACCGGGUCCGCAAUGAAGAUCUGUAUGGCCACCUCUGCCCUAGGCAUUUAAUUGCCGAACUUGUUUUCCUGGCCAACUGUGUCGUCGUCAAACGUAAACAAAUAGCUUCUGGGACGAUUCCAUCUUCUGCCAGCCAGACAUUCGACGGACAAUCUACAUCAAAAUCAGUUGACUCCUCACCCAUAGUUCCUGACAUGAGCAUGGGACAACCGCCCACUCCCUCUGAACUUAAACGCAAACGCAAGCGUACCCUCAACGGCGACCUCAGCACGAGCCAGGAACCUACGCAAACCACAUUCGACAACGCGUCCUCCUCACAACCCAUCUCGAGCCCCUAUGUCGGAAAUCGAACCGGAUCCGUCUCCACGACCCGCAGGAAACACUCACACUCGCCUCGAGAUGCCACCGCUAUGGCUCCUUCCGCAACUCCAGUUCGCGGACGUGCCGUGCAGUUUCAAUCUGCUCCUGGCGCAAGUCCGGUGCAAUCUACCGGUCAAAUCAUUUCUGGCCCAAACACUCCUCUCGCCUCCGUGACGCCCACAGCUACACACCACCACUCACAGUCCAACUCCUCACAUAUAACAUUACGUGACAAGCUUGCCGAGCCCCUCAAAGGUUUGACAGUCCACAUCAUCCACGUGAAGGACACGAUGCUAGAUGGGCCGCCUCCUGGAGAGGUUAUUGUGUCCCAACUGCGUGCUCUGAGCGAAGAGGCCGGCCUUGGAGUUGAAUUUAAUGUCACGAAUUGUGGGGAUAGUAUUUGGGUGUGA